GGGCCGGAAUGCGCAGGUCUUUGGGGCUGGAAAGCCUGAAAGCUGGCAAGUCCUGAAUGAUAAAAAAAACAGGCGUCCCGGAGCCGCUGACUCGAGGAUUUCCAUUGCAGUAAGCAAAGUUUUCACCGAGGCAGUUGUCUCCAUGCUGGCUGCGGGCCUGCAUUGUUUUCUCUUGUGAGGAAGAAGGAAAAGCUGGUUUGGGGAGGGGGGGUGUUGUUUGAUCAUUUCUUUUAAUUUCUUCCCUCUUUCCCCCUCCUGUUUUUUUUGUCCUGAGGUAAUUUCUUUUACCUCAGUAUUUUUUUUUGGGGGGGGGGAAGGGGAGAGAGAGAAACAUGGAGGGCCCACGGUGUAGUGGGCUGAAGCAGAGCAGGCGAUCCCGGUCUCAGAGGGACAGAGUGAGGAGACGGGAGGCUGCGAGCCGCAAUGCCCGGCCGCACAGCCCUUCCUCGGGUUCCGAGAGAGACGCGAACCCGAGCCCCGGCAAAACGGCGGCGAUCCCCGCUUCAUCCCGUUCCUGCCGCCCCCCUCGCCGCAAGAGACGGGCAUCGAGCUCCCAGGAAGAGGACAUCAUCGACGGAUUUGCGAUCGCCAGUUUCACCACCUUGGAAGCUUUGGAGAAGGACCUUGCACUUAGACCACAAGAGCGAAAUGAAAAGUGGGAGAAGCAAGUUGGAAAGAAACCACGCCAAAUGGCAAAUGGCAUGUUGGCAGAGCCGAGUGAAAAUGGACAUGAAAAUGAAAACAGUACCUUCGAAAGAGGACGAGAUCAGGGAAAGGAUCGAACAAAGAGAAAAGUUCCACUAAAGAACUCCACUCAGAUGAAGCUUUCAUCCAAGGAAAAUGGCAGGAACAGCGAGGGUGAGAAUGUCAGAGAUGCCAACAGCCCACAGAGGAGCAGCUCCCGAGACAAGCUUAGUGAUAUGUCAUAUACAAAAGAUGUGCGAAUUUCGAAAGCUGAAAAGGCCUUCAGUACACAAAGGGUUAAUCCCCCAACCAAACAAAGUUCAGCUCAUUCCUUUUCAGGACGAGGAUACUCUUGUGACAGUGAGAGUGACAUCGAUGAUAAGGUAUCAGAUGUAGGCUCGGAGAAACUCUUCUCACCUGCAGCAAGUAAAGGUUCAGGCUUCACUGGAAGCAGUCUGACGUUGAAUGAGAAACCUGAAACAAAGGGACCAGGUGUUUCCAAGGUUUCUGGACUAGAGCGUAGCCAGGAACAGAGCAAGGAGUCACCCUUUGUGCCACUGGUGCCAAGUCCUCCAGCCACUGUUGUACCUCCAGCUUCUUCAGCGUGUGCUUCCAAUAGCACGGCGAGUCCAACAGUAAAGGAGACUGUUUACCAGGCACAACCGCAAACAAGACAUCCAACACCACAAUUACAGCCCCAAAUACAGCAUUAUCCUCUGUCUCAAAUUCACACGCAGCCUCCUGUCCAUCACCAAAUUCAUCACCAGAUACCUUUCAGCAGUCUUAACAGUAUCAGCAGCAGGAGUAGCAGUGCCAGCAGCGCUGCAAGCAUCAGCCUACCCAAACACUUGCCUUCAUCCCCCCAAAUCCACUCCUUAAAUUCAUCUACUCCAGUGCUCCCCCUAUCUAUUCCAAGCCUUGCUACCUCACACAACUUCUCCCUGAGGCCUCAGACUCACCCUCAUCACCACGCCAUGUUUGCAACACCAGCUACCUUACCACCACCACCUCCUUUAACGUCAAACAGCCUUGUUGUACCGGGUCAUCCUGCAGGACCUGGCUAUUCAGAGCAUGAUCUGCUGAGGCAGGAGUUGAACAACCGCUUUUUGGUUCAGAGUUCCGACAGGGCAGGGUCGCUGGCCCCGCCACCAUUCUUGAGAGCAGAGUAUCAUCAGCAUCAACACCAGCAUCAGCACACGCAUCAACACACACAUCAGCACACGUUUGCUCCUUUUCCUGCGAGUCUGCCACCGACUCCACUCAUGCCGCCCACUGCACCACCUAUGGUGCAUCCCCCAGGCAGAAAAUUUGAAAAGUAUACACCAAAAAUAGAAAAUCCUUUCUAUCGACAUUCUAGUUUCUUCCCACCAUAUGCUCCAACAGUGCCAGGCAUGCCACCCAUGAUUCCACAUUCAGGUCCUUUUGGGUCACUUCAGGGAGCAUUUCAGCCUAAGACUUCCAAUCCAAUUGAUGUAGCAAGCAGGCAAGGAGCAGUUCCUCACACUCUACUCCAGAAGGACCCCAGGCAGUUGUCAGACCCGUACAGACAGUCAAUAAGACUCCCACUCAAAAGGGUAAAUCUACCUCAAAAACCAAUGGGCAAACCUGGGAAAUGGUGUGCCGUUCAUGUGCAGAUUGCCUGGCAAAUCUACCAUCACCAGCAAAAACUAAAGCAACAAAUGCCAAUGGAACAUCACAAACUCGAAAUAGGGGGAAAGCUGGACCUGUUUAGUCGACCACCUGCACCUGGAAUAUUUCCUGGAUUCUCAUAUCCACAUGAUCUGGCCAGACCCCUCUUCUCAACCACAGGUAAUGCACAUCCAGCUGCAACCACCUUUGGACCUCCACCUCAUCACCACAGCAACUAUUUACCCACUGGUCACCUGGCAGAUCCAUUCAGUCGAACAAACACCUACAGUGGCCUUGGAAACCUCAGCACGAGUGCCUUUGGAGGAUUAGGCAAUCCAGCACUUGCUUCCAACAGCAUGUUUGGUCACAAAGAACCUCCAGGAAUACAGAGCCUCAACAAUGCUCAUGAGCCAUGGAACCGUCUCCAUCGAACUCCACCUUCAUUUCCAACCCCACCACAGUGGCCAAAACCAGGGGAGUCUGAACGAAGCUCCUCCGUAACUAACCAUGACAGAGACCGAGAUUUGGAGAAAAGAGACUCCUCACUUAAAAGUGACAGAGAGAAAGAAAGGGAUGGAGUGGAGAAAAACAGGCAUUCCAACCGAUCAUCACCAGCAUCUGCCCCAGUCAACCAUCAAAUCAACAACCUCAUCCACAGCAACAGCCGAAGCAUGAAUGAACCAAGCAGGCACCAUAGCAGCACUGAGCGAGAUCGGUCAAAGGAGCUGGAGAGAGAGCACACAGACCCACUGAGGGAGUUACCUAGCACUGAGCAUAAAAUCAAGGAGAACCGGUCACCAAUAAAAGACGGGCAGAGCCAUGAGAGACGGUUACCUGAAGAAAACAUAAAACCAAUUGUGAGGCCCAGUUCUCCAUACAACAGAGCUGUGCUGAGUGAAAGCAUGAAACUCAGCAAUUCAGUGAGUAAAGACAGCGAAAGGAAAUUGGAGCCCUCCUGUGACCUUCAGAAAAUAAAGAAUGAUGUAAAGAUAAAAGAAGAGCGUAAGGAGGAUAAUGAGGUGAUGGUGAUAGGUUCGGACUCAUCUCAGCAUCCAAGGAAUAAUGAGCCACCUCACCACACAUCCAUACAUGGACUUCCACUGAGUCAUUCUAUGGGCCCCAUGCCUAUUACAAUGAACAGUAUCCACCAGAUGAACAACAUGAAUGUGCUUGACCGUGCACGAAUGGUAACACCUUUCAUAGGUAUGAACCCGCUGGCGGGAAGAGAACGACUACCCCACCCUGGAUUUUCAUGGGAUCCUGUCCGGGAUCCUUUACGAGAUGCAUACCGGAGCUUUGACUUGCACCGCAGGAUGGAAUUCCCUCUACGCACAGAUUCCAUGCACAGGUUCCCAACGCCGGCUGGUUUCUAUGAGCAUGAUCGGUCGUAUAGAGACAGAGAGCCUCACGACUACAACCAUGAGCACGUUCUGGAGGUCAGACGUGAACAGGAGCGCUUACGACACACAGAUGAAAGAGAACGUUUGCAUCUAAGGGAAGAAUUUGACCGUGCUAGGUUACAUGCCCUGCAUACAUCAGCAAUGGACGGUCACUUGGCACAUGUGCCAUCCUUUAUGCCUCACAUAAGUGGAAUGCACUACCCGAGGCUAAGUCCAUCCACUGCCAAUCAUAAUGGUAUUUUGAACAGGACCCCACCAACUGCAGCAUUGAGUGCUCCACCACCUCUUGUACCAGCAGGCAGUGCACGGUCUGUGUCUCCCCGGAGGACUACUCCACUCACUAACUCAGAGUCCCGGGACUACUCCCCUUCUCGUAAUCCCAAAGAAGUUGAGGCAAGGUAGUUCUUGGACCUGUUGACAGCUGUCCUAUAUAUGAGAUCCUUUGAUUCAAAUAAUGCACUGCAACAAGAAGAGAACGCUGUAAAUUUAUAAAAUUGAAGCACAGUUGAGAGGGAUAAAAAGUUUGAACUUUGAUAUCAGAAGAUUGCUUAUAAUUGGAAUUAAUAUAUUAUCAAUUAUAAAUCUCUAGAUUUCUUUGUGCAGAGAAGAAUUCUGAAAUCAUGUUUGUACAUUUUUCCAAUAUUUGAAAUCUAAUUUGUAUGGAUUUGUAAUUUUAUUGUUUCACUUCAAUUUGUUUGCUUCUCAGUUUUGUGUUCUGUUUUCAGCAGUUACAGGCCUCAGACUAUUUUAAUAAUACCCAGGGUUUGCUAUUGGUAUCAUUUAUCAAGAUACCAAUUUACAAUGAAUCCACUGUGAUGUUUCAUAUUGAGGCCAAAAAUGACUUUAUUUGCUUCCCAAAAAUGUCUGUGUACUUUGAGAAAUGUACAAAUCUGAAUUUGUUUUGCCUUAUUAACACUUACAAGAUAUGCAGAAGAGGUCCUUGUGGUUCAUGUACAAAUGUAAAUACUCUGUUGAUACUCAGAACAUGCUAAUUAAAUUCUUUACUUAGGUAGUCUUUAUAAAGGGUUUUUGAAACCAGAACAGCUCACUCGAUAUUUGUAGCACAGUUAUUCCAAUAGUGACAUGUGGAAGUGUGCUUGAAGCUCAGUUUCAGAGAAGCAUAUUCAAUUCAACUAUGCAAGAACCACAGGCAGGUCUUUCAUAAAGGCUGUGCACCCAAACUAAUGGCAACAUACCAUGGGGUGGGGGAAACACUACUGUGUGCAACAGUGGGGACAACAUGUAAAUCCAUUAAACAAACACAGAAGACGAGAGGGAGAGACAAAAACGGUUAGACCAAUGAGGCACCCGGUUCAGAGAGAGGUUUUAUUUCUCGAUCCACAACACAGACAAUAAUGUAUUGGGAGAAAUUCUUAGUGGCUAACAAGGACAUUCAGUGUGGACCUUGUGUAAUUGUGCAGUGUUUUUAUGGAAUCUGUAUACAAGACAAAGUAGUAUUUUAGGAUCAAAAAUCUCAUGGUAACAUUUCUAAUAAAAUACUGUUAGCAAUGAAGUCCUUAAACAGGUCUUUCUUGCAGUGUGGUUCUGGCAGAAUUACUCUGCCUGAUCCUUCAUCUCUUGGUCAUAUGUAAAUUUUGCCAUGUUUUACUUGCUGGACAAAAAAAGCAGCAUCUGUGUUUAUAUAUCUGGGCUUUUACUCUGUAGUUACUUCAUACAUCAGCUACCAUUUCUUUCUUUCUGCUCUGUACUUUGGUUUCUGUAUUUUAAACAGACUUGAUUCCUGUAGAUCAAUGAGACAAAUACAGCAUUGAUUUUGAGACAAAAUGGUUGUUUGUUUGUUGUGUCAGAGGUCAUACCAAUUGAACUGUUUAACACCACCACUUGAGUUGUUGAUGCAAAAUUGUUUUGACAAUCCCCACAGAGAUGCUAUCUGCCUGUGACAAUGCUUUUUUGUAUUUUUCAGCUGAGAACUAUAUGGUCAGUAGUUACAUUAUUGGACCAAGUAGAAAAACCUUCAUAAUCAACACUGGCCCUGUGUUUCUCUGCUCAUUUCCAAUGCAAAAAAAAAUCCAUGUUUACUUUGAAAAUAUCUCCCUGUUUUACUUACUGUAGGAUGUAUCUCACUGCAGUUCUGUCAACGCAACUUUAUAGAUCCUAUCAUUCAACUAAUCCAUGGCAAGCUCAUGAGGUAAAUGAAUUUUUUAUUCAUUCAUGGGAUGUGACUGUCACUGGCUAUGCCAGCUUUACCCACUCCUAAUUGCCUAGUGGGCAGUUAAGAGCCACAAUACUGUGGGUCUGGAGAAAUGUAUAGACAAAGACCAGGUAGCAUGGUUGGAUGGCUAGUUCCCUUCACUAAAGGGCUGUGAUAAUUGGCGGCGGCACGGUGGCUCAGUGGUUAGUACUGCUGCCUCACAGCGCCAGGGACCCGGGUUCAGUUCCAGCCUCAGGCAACUGUCUGUGUAGAGUUUGCACAUGCUCCCUGUGUUUGCGUGGGUACCCUCUGGGUACUCCAGUUUCCUCCCACAGUCCAAAGAUGUGCAGGUUAGGUGAAUUGGCCAAGCUAAAUUGCCCGUGAUGCCUAGGGGUGUAUGGGUUAUAGGGGGAUGGGUCUGGGUGGAAUGCUCCA
This is a messenger RNA of Stegostoma tigrinum, 6300 nucleotides long. RefSeq names its product fibrosin-like 1 (gene fbrsl1). Lineage: Eukaryota; Metazoa; Chordata; Chondrichthyes; Orectolobiformes; Stegostomatidae. The transcript has 21 exons. The coding region runs from base 333 to 4115 and encodes 1260 amino acids. The record is from RefSeq and is a predicted model, not a curated record.